AUGAUAUCAAGCGUGUUCAUAUUCGAAAUAGCCCUCGACCACGUCCACCAAGUGGGGGAAGCACGCCAUGGGGCCCAGAAGAUCUUUGGCUUCAACGUGGUCGUACUGAUGCAUCACCUCCACAAGCUUCAUCCGAGCUCCCGUAUCCAUCUGAAAGGUGUCCUGGAGUGGUCUUUUACCCGUCCAGCCCGAAAAAAGCGUGCCACAUGGGGUAUCACCAACGGGAAGAAAUUUGACACCGUCGAAGAGAGGAACUGA
This is a messenger RNA of Penicillium manginii, 258 nucleotides long. RefSeq lists its product as uncharacterized. The coding region runs from base 1 to 258 and encodes 85 amino acids. Lineage: Eukaryota; Fungi; Ascomycota; Eurotiomycetes; Eurotiales; Aspergillaceae. The record is from RefSeq and is a predicted model, not a curated record. The transcript has 2 exons.